Messenger RNA from Klebsormidium nitens, 1951 nucleotides. The record is from the annotation of a GenBank genome assembly. Lineage: Eukaryota; Viridiplantae; Streptophyta; Klebsormidiophyceae; Klebsormidiales; Klebsormidiaceae.
GUUCUCGCUAUGCCGCAUGCGUUUGGUUUUGGACAAAGCUGUGAAGAGAAAGGAGAGAAAAGACCAAAGGCCCUGGAGGGCGCUUGUUGCAGGCACUUCGGAGCUUAGCAGAAGUUGUAAAGUUGUCUGAUCGUCUGAUCGUGAAGCUGCGGUGCUGGUGACCAUGGCGAGUACAGCGGUGCAAGGGAACGGAGGCCUUUCUGGAGCAAUCUCUCCCAACGGGACAAAGACAAGGGCGGGUAAUCGGACAUCUGGAGGUGCCGAGAAAGAUGCUGACAGCCCCCGUCUCUUUGUAGGGCAGAUUGGCAAUAAGCCAAAUGAGGCGGAAUUGAAACAGUUGUUUGAUAACAUUGGCGAGGUAGUGCAGUUCCAAGUACUGAGGGACAAGAAGACUAAGCAGACCAAAGGCUGCUGUUUUGUGGCUUACCGCACCCGGGCAGAUGCUGAGAAAGCCAUAGCGUCGCUACACGAAAAGCAUACCAUUGCGCCAAACCGGAAGCCACUGGUGGUACAAUAUGCCGCUGGAGAGCUGGACAGGAUAGAGAACAAGCUGUUCGUGGGGUCCUUGCCUCGUGAGCUGGAUGAGGCAGCGCUGAGGGCCCUGUUCAGCCAGUUUGGCACCGUCAAGGAGAUCUCGGCGCCCAGGCAGCCCGGUGGCCAAAGCAAAGGUUUCGGCUUUGUGAAGAUGUCGGUGAAAGAGGAGGCUGCGAAGGCUAUCGAGGGGCUCAAUGAGAAGCAUACGAUGCCGGGCCAAAAGAAGCCGCUGGUGGUCAAGUGGGCUGACACCGAGGAGGGGCGUGCUCAGCGGAUGGCGGCCAAGCAGGGGGCGCCCUUCGGAAGCCCGAUGCAAGGGCCAAUGCAAGGGGGUUUCCCCAUGGGCCCCAACAUGGGCAUGGGCAUGGGCAUGGGAGGACCGAUGGGCGGGCCCAUGGGGGGCUUCUCGCCCAUGCGGCCACAGGGGGGGCCCUUCAUCCAACAGCCUGGCAUGAACUUCUCCCCACAGCAGCAGCAGCAACUGCCGCAGCAGAUGGGUGGCGGGCCAUCUCCUGUCAUGGCCAACUUCGGCACCAUGGCGAGCCAGGGCUUCAUGGGGCUCCCCUCGAACAGCCCCCCCCUUGCAUUCAACGCCCGCCCCGGCCUGCUCUCUGGUCCGGGAUCCAGCAUGCUGGGCAGCUUCGGCGUCAACCAGAUGCAGCCGCAACAGCAGGCGCCUCAGCAGGCGCUGCCCCAGCCAACCCAGACACAAGCAGGCAUCUCUUCCCCCAGCCCUGCGCAAGCUGCCCCAGGCCCUCAGGGGACGAUGAGUCCCGCCUUCGUGACCAGGGUCCCUGGCCCCACCCCUCCCACGGGCCUGCCUGCCACUGCCUCUGCCGCGCAAGUAGCGGCCACGGUGGCGGGUACGGCGCUGGGCACCCCAGGUGCGAGCCUGUUUGUCUACCACCUCCCUACCGAGUUCCGGGACAACGAUCUGAUGACCACCUUCUCCCCUUUCGGCAACCUCGUCAAUGCCAAGGUCUUCAUCGAUCAGAACACGGGAGAAAGUAAAGGCUUUGGCACUGUGUCUUUCGACACCCCUGAGGCAGCCGAGGCGGCUGCGUCGGUGCUGGACGGUUUUGCACUUGGGGGGAAGACUCUCAAGGUUCAGGUGAAGAAGGAAGCGCCAAAGCCUUACUAGGCAUCUGUCGAGGGGUAUGUUCAUUCGUUGGGUACUAUCUCACCCGUCAAUAGUUUCAUCGCAUCCCGCGGUGUCAGCAAUCCGGCAGUAGACAGCAAGGCGUCAUGCGAAGGUCGUUGUCCUUCUCAGACGUCCUUGCAGUAUUCGAUGAAGUUGCAAAGUUGGUUGGGACGAUGAGCCCAGGCACCUAUGGCGUUCAUGACAGCAGGGGCCGUUCAGCUCUACUUCCUUGAUGUUGUGGUCCAUGCUUUUGGUCCUCUCAUGGGUUCGCUUCAG